Messenger RNA from Acanthopagrus latus (yellowfin seabream), 951 nucleotides. RefSeq names its product peroxiredoxin 3 (gene prdx3). The transcript is spliced from 7 exons. Bases 77 to 820 code for a protein of 247 amino acids. Gene Ontology annotation, biological process: hydrogen peroxide catabolic process; cell redox homeostasis; response to oxidative stress. The record is from RefSeq and is a predicted model, not a curated record. Gene Ontology annotation, cellular component: mitochondrion; cytosol. Gene Ontology annotation, molecular function: thioredoxin peroxidase activity. NCBI's taxonomy places the organism in Eukaryota, Metazoa, Chordata, Actinopteri, Spariformes, Sparidae.
GAAAAGGUUUGCGUGGAGCACGUGGGUAAAUGACGUAGUGACCUGCUCAAACCGCCCUCUUCUGUCAUAAUCCAAAAUGGCAGCCACCAUUGGAAGACUGCUCAGGACUUCUGCGAGGGUUGCAGCAGGAGGGUUGAAAGUAGCAGCCUGUCAGCAUGGAGCAUCUGGAGCUGCGAGAGCCCUCACUGGUCCUGCUCUUCAGAGAGCCUGCUUCUCUACCAGCACUUCCAGAUGGGCCCCUGCUGUCACUCAACCUGCUCCAGAUUUUAAGGCCACUGCUGUCCUCAAUGGGGAGUUCAAGGAGAUGAGCCUUGCUGAUUUCAAGGGAAAAUACCUGGUCCUCUUCUUCUACCCGCUGGAUUUCACCUUUGUGUGUCCAACAGAGAUCAUCUCAUUCAGCGACAAGGCUAAUGAGUUCCACGACGUCAACUGUGAGGUGGUGGGUGUGUCUGUGGACUCUCACUUCACCCACCUGGCGUGGAUCAACACCCCACGCAAGACUGGAGGUUUGGGCCACAUCCACAUCCCCUUACUCUCCGACCUCAACAAGCAGAUCUCUAGAGACUACGGGGUGCUGCUGGAGGGUCCGGGCAUCGCACUGAGGGGUCUGUUCCUCAUUGAUCCAAACGGUGUGGUGAGGCACAUGAGUGUGAACGACCUGCCGGUGGGCCGUUGUGUAGAAGAGACGCUUCGUUUGGUGAAGGCGUUCCAGUUUGUUGAGACGCACGGUGAGGUGUGUCCGGCCAGCUGGACCCCUGAGUCCCCAACAAUCAAACCAACUCCAGAAGGAUCCAAAGAGUACUUUGAAAAAGUCAACUGAAGAAGUUCACAACUCUCACCUAAAAUAGUGACAAGUCAAAAAAUAAUUGUACGUUUAGUUUACAGUUUAUAAGUUGUAUUUACUCAUACACAUCUGAAUACUCUAAUAAAUAUAUUCUUUAUAAAUGCCAA